Messenger RNA from Neurospora hispaniola, 858 nucleotides. RefSeq lists its product as uncharacterized. Lineage: Eukaryota; Fungi; Ascomycota; Sordariomycetes; Sordariales; Sordariaceae. Gene Ontology annotation, biological process: phospholipid translocation; retrograde transport, endosome to Golgi. Gene Ontology annotation, cellular component: endosome; trans-Golgi network. The record is from RefSeq and is a predicted model, not a curated record. The transcript is spliced from 3 exons. The coding region runs from base 1 to 858 and encodes 285 amino acids.
AUGUGGUGGUGGCUUACGGCCCUCUCGGGCAGCAUCACUCCCCUCUUCCUCGUCCUCUCGCCCAUCCUCUCCUAUGGCGACCAAGCGCACUCCAUGCACAAGGCCAAGUCCAGCGCCGGCUUUUCUUUGGACAUUCCCUUGAUCAUGCUUGUUGCUUCUCUGCUCAGGAUAUUCUACUAUCCCGGCGCCAAGUAUGACACCGCCCUGCUCAUCCAGUCCCUCGUUAUGGUCGGAGUCCAGGUCGUGCUCCUCAAGAUCGCGCUGGACCACCGCCCUGCCCCAUCUUCCAGGGGAGGUGACGCCGCUGUUCCCUUCACGAAGGCGCAAGACGAAGAGUACCAGCGCCCAUACAACUUUUGGCAGUGGAAGUCGCCCAAGCCGUACUGGCAAUUCGUCUUGUACCUCUUCGCUGGCCUUGUCGUCUGCCAGAUCCUCUUCUCGCCCUUCGAGUCCCUCUACAUGUCCUACUCCUCUCUGAUCGGCUACAUUGGUCUCUCCAUCGAAGCGACCCUUCCCAUCCCCCAGAUCCUCAUCAACCACAAGUCGCGCUCGUGCAAGGGUUUCCGCCUGUCGGUUUUGGCCAUGUGGUUGGCCGGUGACGCCAUGAAGAUGUUCUGGUUCUUCACUUCGUCUAGCGAGAUCCCCUGGUCCUUCAAGAGCUGCGGUAUCUUCCAGGCCUGCUGCGACUCGUACCUUGGCCUCCAGUAUCUGAUGUAUGGAAGCGGCGAGGGGGUCUCGAGCGCUAUUAAGGAUCAUCCUCUCCAUGACUACCCCGUGUCUGGGAGCCAUAGCGUGGUCACUAGCCGUGAAGGUGCUGCGGCGAGGCGGACGUCGAACGCUGACAAGAGGAUAUCAUAG